GAGGGUACAUGUAGCUUGUGAGUUGUGAAGGGCCGAGAUCAAACUGUUCUGGAACGAAACGGAUCGGAUGAAGGCCAUCAAGUAGUAAACGAAGGAAGAAGUCGCAUGCUCGACCUUGACCGCACGUUCGGUGCGAACUUUGUGGCCACAAGUCUGUUUCUGCGUCGUAGCAAGAGCACCGGACACGCAUAGUGUUGGUCGCGUUGUCUGUAGAUUGUGUAGAUUUGUACGGUCAAAGUCUCAAGAUACCUGAUUAGCAGUUUUUAGAGAAAACAUUCGAAUCUGAGCUUGUUGAAAGUGGCCUCUGCAGUGACACCAGCGGCGUCACAGGCCGUGGGAAACAUGGAUGAAGUUCCCACAUCCGUGUCACUGCCAGACCUGAAAGCCCAUCGUCGACACGUAUCUCCUCCCAAGUCCAACAUGCUGAAACGUAUGCGGCUGGCUGGAAAACUCAAUGGCCGCAGUGCUCAACGGAGCAAAAAGCCUUCUAUAGAAGAACACAGCUCCACACCGAAACCGCAUAGAAAUUUCAGCCAGUUAGAGGAUGAAAGCAGACAACUGCUUCGGUGCAGGAUGGCUGAAAGGGAAGCCGACUACACGAAAACGCAGCAUCUGAGGGUGUUCUGUGGAACAUGGAAUGUGAAUGGCAAGGCACCUCCAGCGUCACUCAGAGACUUCUUGCUCGUUGAUGAUCCACUUCCGGAUGUAUUUGUCAUUGGAUUUCAGGAGCUCGACCUGCGCGCAGAAGUUCUGGUUCUGAACGAGACAAACCGUGAGAAGGAGUGGAUAAGUGCCAUCGAGACUACCCUGGGACCAUCAUAUGCUGAAGUGAAGACCGUGCGCCUCGUGGGCAUGAUGCUGGUCGUGUUCGUCCGUCAGGACAUGCGCGAGCUCAUUCACAACGUCGACGCGCAAACCGUGGGCACGGGCUUGAUGAGAAAGAUGGGCAACAAGGGCGGUGUGUCAAUACGUGCAACAUUCAGCAUGACUCCACUCUGCUUUGUGUGUUCACAUCUGGCUGCACAUCAAGAGGAAGUUGAGCGUAGAAAUGAGGACUACCACGAAAUCUUAUCACGUACGACUUUCGACGACGGCACAGGCAUCGCAGAUAAUGAUGUGAUACUGUGGGUGGGCGAUAUGAAUUACCGGCUCAUUUCCAGCUCGCGUGUCGAUGACUCUGCAGUGCGCUCGAUUGCUGUUUCUGACUUCUCUCAGCUACUUGACAUGGACCAGCUUGCGAGAGAACAGCUGUGUGGGCGGACGUUUCAGGGCUUCCAAGAAGGCCCCAUUGUCUUUCCGCCCAGCUACAAGUACGAUCCAGGCACCGACCAAUUUGACUCGAGUGAGAAAUGGCGUAUGCCUGCUUGGUGUGAUCGAGUGUUAUUCCGUGGCGAGGGUGUCGAGGUAGCAAAAUAUCGGAGCCACAUGGAGCUAAAGACUAGUGACCACAAGCCCGUCAGUGCGUUGUUACGUGUGCCGGUGAAGGUAAGCGACCCGGCUCUAGAGAAGGAGGUGUUUGCCGAGGAGCUGUUCGAUAUGGAUCGCAUGGCAAACAACAGGAUGCCCAACGUGCAGCUUAGCGCCGUCGAGCUGGAAUUCAAGGACGUGAAAUUCUUCGAAUCUGAAGUUCAGUAUAUAAAAGUGACGAAUACUGGAACUGUUCCAUGUCGCUUCAGCUUUGUCAACAAGUUAGAGUCGGCAGCAACGAUACCGCCAUGGCUCACCAUCAAGCCGUCGUUUGCUAUUCUGCAGCCAGAGAAGUCCAUGACGCUGUCGUUCACAGUCUCGGUUGCAGCCAACCAGCUGUCCUGGUUCAAUGUGCAGCCGCAGAAGGACGCCAUCCUCAUCUUCCAUCUGGACGGCAGUCGCGACUUCUUUCUCAACAUCUCUGUGAACUUCCAGCAGACUUUGUUCGGCCGCAACCUAGGUGAACUGGCAAUCAUGACUCGCACGAGUAGUGAGGGUACACUGGGUGCAACGCGGUGCCGUGCCUCCGGCUUUAGCUUGGACUCAGACACGGUCUUGGUCUCGUUACACAAUUCUGUCGUUGAGAGUGAUACAGCAGACAUUGACCAUCCACCCCGGCCGCUUUGGGCUCUGUUUGACGCCCUGGGCGAGCGAGGCUUAGAAACGCCUGCUUUAUUCAUUGAUGGUGGUCGACAGAGUGAACUGGUGGAGAUCAGGAAUCAACUUGAUAACGGCAAUCUUGACCUACGAGACGUGGGUGUGCGCAGUGUCGGCGAGGCUCUGCUGGUCUUCCUGGAGGCAUUGCCCGAGCCGCUCAUACCAUAUCGCUAUCACACUGCCUGCUGCACCAUCAUCUGUGAUAAAGAGGCAUGUAGGACGUUGGUCGAUUCCAUGCCGGUUAUUCACCUGAUGGCCUUUACCAAGCUGAUGAUGCUGCUGUCGCUAUUGUUCGCCAAUGCAGCCCAAAACCAGUGCAACCGAGCCAGUGUCUUGUCAGCUUUUGCCAACGUUAUCUUUAGACCUUCUGAAGAGGAUGAAACUGCCAAGGAACGUGUGAGCAGGGAGAAAAAGUUCAUUCAGUUUCUGAAUCAUUUUCUAUCAGGAUAAGUGAAUUUUCCCUGCCAGCUACAGUCUCCAUCAUCUCCACUCUGUUUUAUAAACUUCAAGUACUUGAAUUUGCGGUUUAUUUCGUUGUACAUUUGUACAGCAUAUUUAUUUGAAAUUUUUUAUUUAUUUCUUUUGCACUUGGUGGUGGCGGUGGUGGUGGUGGUGGUGUGUGUGUGUGCGCGUGUGUGUGUGUAUGUGUGUGUGUGUGUGCGCGCAAUGUCGAGUAUUAUAGGUGCGCUGCUUGUUCGUGUUUGCUGUUGUAUGAAUCGCUUUUAUCUUUGCCCGCGCUGCGCAUAUCCACCCCAUCACGUUCUUGCAUAGGGUCUACGAGUGCUGCCUUGUCUUGCUGUGCUCUUGUUCUUAGCUUGCUUUGCUGUCCACUGCUACUGUCUCUUGUCCACUUUGCUUAGCCUGAAAAUAUGUUUCACAAAGUCCAGCCACUUUCAUGAAACACACCCACGGCUACAUGUACACCGUGGCUAUCUAUCCAGUUUAGGCAUUCCCUCUGUUUGCCAAACACACAAGACACAAUUAUGAUCUGUUGACAUUCUGAUCUGAUAUGACUUCACACUGAUUUCCUUUAGUUGUGGCGAAAUUAACCUAUCCUGACGAGUCUGUCGAGGUUGCAGGCCAACUUGACCUAUGUGGCCGCAAGUUCCUUAACAAGCUUUUUUUUUUUUUUUUUU
This is a messenger RNA of Sycon ciliatum, 3260 nucleotides long. Its product is annotated as inositol polyphosphate 5-phosphatase OCRL-like. Lineage: Eukaryota; Metazoa; Porifera; Calcarea; Leucosolenida; Sycettidae. Gene Ontology annotation, molecular function: phosphatidylinositol-4,5-bisphosphate 5-phosphatase activity. Bases 343 to 2574 code for a protein of 743 amino acids. The record is from RefSeq and is a predicted model, not a curated record. The transcript is spliced from 18 exons. Gene Ontology annotation, biological process: phosphatidylinositol dephosphorylation; signal transduction.